Talaromyces marneffei is the source of this 915-nucleotide messenger RNA. RefSeq lists its product as uncharacterized. The transcript has a single exon. The coding region runs from base 1 to 915 and encodes 304 amino acids. NCBI's taxonomy places the organism in Eukaryota, Fungi, Ascomycota, Eurotiomycetes, Eurotiales, Trichocomaceae. The record is from RefSeq and is a predicted model, not a curated record.
AUGAUGCGCCUACAUCUUCAAUCUGGGUUUUUCGGCGCUGACAUUUCUGAUCCUCAACUGACUCGCUCCCGGAUCGACGAUUAUCAAGGCUUUAAUAGUAUCAUAGAAGCCCGCGAAGAACUUGAUAUAGUAUUCCAGCCCGUCUCUCGCUUUAUGGACGCGGUCAGACAGUUAGCUUCCGAACCAAGGCCACCAGACUCGAAUAUCACUCGACUAGACGUCACACGUAUGCAAGUCUGUCUUCGAAUCGAACUUGCACGAUACUUGCACCGACUGAAUCGAUUCGAGAGUAGAAUGCAGAAAUCACUAGAUCGAAAGUCUCAGCGUGCAAUUGAUCUCAUUCGACUACACCACAAGACUUUCUCAUUAGUCCUAGAGACAUACAUUGAUAUAGAGGAUAUGACAUACGACGUUCACAUCGAUGGAUUCAGAGAGAUGGUCCUACUAUCCGAGCGAAUAACCAACAGCUUUGACGAGCGAAGCGAUCCCAACAACAACUCUUCCCGACCAACCUUCUUACUAGACAUGGGUAUCCUUCCACCGCUAUUAUAUGUCUGCCUCACAUCUCCCUGUGUGUAUACUCGUCGGCAAGCCCUUCGCUGUCUCCGGGCAUGGCCACACCGAGAAGGACCCUGGGACUCGAAUUUGGUUGCUUUAAUGGGAACCAUUACCCUUCAAGUCGAGAUUGAAGCAGAAUUUAAAAGGCUGUCUACCAUUAAAACAAUACGAAAAACGAAGGUCUCCUCAGUACGGGAUAUCACGUACAUACCGCCACCCUCACGAAUCAUAUGCGUCAACAUGACUAUGGACGAUAACCAAAAAACUGCGGUGCUCAAAUACAACACCAAGGAGCGUGGUUCUGGUAUGCCGCAAUUAGAGAGACGGGUCUUGGUAGAUGAGGUUAGUUGGAUAUAG